Molecule: messenger RNA, 2256 nt
Organism: Alternaria atra
Lineage: Eukaryota; Fungi; Ascomycota; Dothideomycetes; Pleosporales; Pleosporaceae
Exons: 2
Coding region: 1-2256 (751 amino acids)
Biological process (GO): carbohydrate metabolic process
Molecular function (GO): beta-N-acetylhexosaminidase activity
Source: RefSeq, a predicted model, not a curated record
AUGUUGUUUUUGGCAUUGCCGCAUUUCAUCUGUCUUGUUGGCGCGCUGCAGCUUCUGCCACCCGUCUCAUCAGACUACAGCAAUACUAGUGACCUCGGUUUCUCAAUCAGCUCACAUGCAAGGAAGAUAUAUAUCGACAAACGCUUUGCUGGUAAAAGAGACUCAGAAGGUCUAACUCUCAUACCGCCAUCCGCUUAUGAAUUCGCUGAUACAUUUCGCGCUGACCUUUCGUCGCUUUUCGGUGGUUCUUGGAUUUUGGAGCAAGUAGACGACUUUCCUCCCACUGGUAUUCAUCUCGGCCCUAUUCACGAUAGCAAUAACUCAUUGGCGUAUGAGAAUGGUCAACCUACAGAAGAAGGAUACGAGCUUGAUGUCACCAAUGGUAGUGUGUACAUAGGCGGGACUGGUGCGAGGGGCAUGUUUUGGGGAACACGCACUCUAUUGCAAGAGCUGCUGAUCGGAAAUGGAUCUCUUGCGACGGGCCGGGUAGUUGAUGCGCCCGCAUACAGCACACGAGGGUUUAUGCUCGAUGCAGGUCGCAAAUGGUACGAUAAAAAAUUUCUCAGAGAGCUCUGCACAUAUGCCUCGUUCUUCAAAAUCUCCGAGUUCCAUUACCACUCUAGCGAUAACUAUCCCCUAAAUAGGGGGCAUAACGAGACCUGGCAAGAUGUGUUCUCGCACUUCUCGCUGUUUCCGGAAGAAAAAUCAGAGCUGCAGGGCAUUAUCCAGCGCCCGAACGAGACGCUGUCACGCGCCGACUUCGAAGACUUUCAAGAACAUUGCGCACAACGUGGCGUCACUGUCAUUCCCGAGAUCGAAGUUCCAGGCCAUGCUCUAGCAAUUACAAAGUGGAAGCCUGAGUUAGCGUUAGCAAAGAAGGAUCUCCUGAACCUGAGCCACCCCGAUGCCAUUCCCACUGUCAAAGCAAUUUGGUCGGAAUUUCUACCAUGGUUUCACACAAAGGAAAUUCACAUUGGCGCAGACGAGUAUGAUCCUGACCUGGCGGACGACUACAUCAACUUUGUCAAUGAGAUGUCCAAUUUCAUUAACAGCACUUCCGGCAAGCGUGUACGUAUAUGGGGUACUUAUGAGCCAUCCGAGAAUCUCACCAUCUCGAAAGAUGUCAUCAUACAACACUGGCAGUACGGACAAUCAGAUCCUCUUGAGCUCCAGCAUGACGAAUAUAACAUCAUCAACUCCGAGGACUGGUGGGCUUAUAUGAGCCUCAAGAAUGAUCAUAUGCCCAUCCUACCAGCGCCGUACCCCCAAUUCUACAACGUUACGCGCACGAUGAACUUUGCCAAUGUACCGAGCUGGCAAUGGGAGCCGUCUCUUUACAACCCAGUCAACACUACAGAGCAGGUUCAGCCCGGUGCUAGCGGCAACAAGGGUGCUAUUCUCGCAGCUUGGAAUGACAAUGGCCCGGAUGCGACUACCCAACUUGAAGCCUACUACGCGAUGCGUGAUGGUAUACCUGUCAUGGCGGCGCGUGCAUGGGCUGGUGCGCGAGGUGCAAAGAUUGACUCGGACGAAUUACUGGACAGCGUUACGUUCUUGGCAGCUAGGGCACCCGGACAGAACCUCGAUCGUCGUUUCAAUAGCGCGCAAGUAGAUUUGCAAGGCUCAACGUUAUUAUCGUGGACGCAAGCCUCUACUGAUAAUAGCACCGCGACGCCAGAUAUCGGCUCUUAUGGACCACCGUACACGCUUACCCUGGACAUAUCCUCACCCUUCACCCUGUCUAGCCCUGAUACUUCGUUAUCUCUAAGCAAUAUUUUCAGGAACUCCAGUGGCAGCACUGCAACACUUAUGUUCACCACUGCCGAUGGCUUCGAAUACCCUCUACGGUCCGUGUCUCCUAGUGAUGGCUUCGAUCUUGGCCAUCCAGGUCGCAUAUGGACGAACCAGUCGACAUCCUCCCACGAGAUCGUGCCUAUUACCCUCCCAGCUAGGUUACGCAUCGAGACUGAUGUAGUGAAUGGCAGUCGCGUUUGGGUUAACAAUACAUUCGCCGGACGGUUUGAAGUGUUCGUAUUUGGGGGACGCAACACGCUCUUCAGCUGGAGCCAGAUGGCUCUCGUUGCGCCGCUAGACUUAUUAGAGGGUGGCGUUGAUAGUCUGACGCUUCAGGCUGGCGUUCAAUUGGGUUCGUCGCAGUACGGUGAGGGCAGAUAUGCAGGGUCAUCCGCGAAUCUCAUUCACAACGAUGCGCAGUCUUCUUCCUCAGUCCUCAACGCCAGGCCAAAGUACCAAUGA